UUCAUUUUUGAAUUGGUUUCUUGAACGGACGAACCCGCCAUCUUACCAACCUAAUUUAAGCCAACCGGAAAAUCCGAUCAGCAUCGGUCGGGAUUUGUCUAUUUUUCAUGAGAAUGUUUUGUGCGGUGGCAGAGGUUCAGCCAAGCGCAGGAUCCCAAUUGCCACCGGACAUCGUGAAACCAGCCAGAUUUCAGGCGACAUUUAGGAACAGAGCUUCGUUUGGGUGACAACAAUCCCGUCUCCCAUCACGAAGCGCCUGAAUACUGAAUUCUUGGAGGACUGUUCAGUAGGGUUUUGUUGUUCAUUUUUCAUUGAGGAGGUCAACUCUCUCCUUCAAUAUAAGAGCCAUGAAAUCGUAUGAUUUUAGCAGUGUUUUCAAACUUCAGUUCUAAAGGCAGACAUCCCUUCUGAAUAUCUCACCAUGACUUCCCAAUCUCACACAAAAGAAAAUGGGGAAAUUAACCGCUCAACUGCUGCUGGUAAUAGGAAUGCCAAUGUCAAUUUUGAGGAUGAGGUCAAGCAAAGAGCAGAUUUGGUGGAGUGGUUAAAUGGCUUGCUUCCUGAUUUAAGGUUACCAUUGGAAGCUUCGGAAGAAGAAAUCAGAGCGUUUUUAAUUGAUGGAACUGUUUUAUGUAGUGUUUUAGACAGGCUUAGACUUGGUGCUAUAAAUGAGUGGGGUGGUUCUGAUCAUUCUUCUGAGCCUCGUGUGGAGAAUGUCAAAAGGUUUCUGGCAACUAUGGAUCACAUGAGGUUGCCCAGGUUCAGACUAUUGGAUCUUGAGCAGGGGUCUAUGGGAACAGUUGUAGAGUGCCUAUUGACACUUAAAGAGCGUUUUAAUUCUAAUCCUGGGGGAGACACUGUUCAUAUUACAAAUUCAAUGGCUAAAGCUGGAAACCAGCCAAGGAAUAGAUGGAAACUGUUGGAAGCAGAUAGUUCGGAGGGAAAUAAUGGUUCUGUUGGGGAAGUAUCUCCUUGUGGACAGGAUGCUCCAGUAACUAGAGAAGAGAGGCGAAAGAGUUGGACUGACUCGAAAUUUCAGCGUGUGUUGCGCAGUCCUGUUAUGUCAGAGCCAUCGGCUGCAUUGAUACAUCAUGUUGGACAUAAGUUCCAUGAGGUUUUUCAACUAAAACAAGGACGUUAUGCUGAUAUUCCUGCUGCUAAGAUAUCUGAAAUGAUGAAAUCUAACAGUUUCGAUAAUGCUCCAACUCAAUCACUUCUGAGUGUUGUAAAUGGGAUUCUAGAUGAAAGCAUUGAAAGGAAGAAUGGGGAAAUACCUCAUCGUGUGGCGUGUCUAUUGAGAAAAGUCGUACAAGAGAUUGAGCGACGUAUUUCAACUCAAGCGGAUCACCUAAGAACUCAAAAUAAUCUCUACAAGGCUCGUGAGGAAAAAUAUCAAUCAAGACUUAGAGUACUCGAGACUCUUGCAACUGGGACUAAUGAGGAGACCCAGGUUGCUAUGAACAAGUUCCAGCAUAUAAAGAUGGAGAAGACCAAAAUACAGGAGAAGAAGAAACUUGAGGAGCAGGAUAUGUUUAGACUGAUGAAAGAGAAGGACCAUAUUGAUCUUGAAAUUUCAACACUAAAGCAAGAACUGGAAUUAGCAAAACAGCAAUAUGAACAACGUUGCCGGCAAUUGGAAACACAAGCCAAGGGAACUAAAGUUGGGUUAGAGGAGAGAUUAACGGAACUUGAGGGUCUCUUAGAAGGUUCUAGGAAGAAAAUUGAAGAACUUGAGUCAUUUUCUGAAUCAAAAGCUCAGAGCUGGAAUGCAAAAGAACACAGCUACCAGACUUUUGUAGAUUUUCAGUUCAAAUCUUUGCAGGAGUUGAGGGUCACUUCUCAGUCAAUCAAGAAAGUGGUGCAAAAUACACACAGAAUCUAUUCAGAAGAAUUUAGUCAGUUGGGGGUAAAGCUUAAAGGGUUAGCAGAGGUGGCAGAAAAUUAUCAUAUUGUUCUUGCAGAAAAUCGAAAGCUGUAUAAUGAGGUUCAAGACUUAAAAGGCAACAUUAGAGUCUAUUGUCGGACAAGGCCAUUCCUUCCUGGACAAAACGGAAAACAAACUACCAUAGAUUUUAUUGGUGAGAAUGGUGAGUUGAUCAUUGUAAAUCCCCUCAAACAAGGAAAAGACAGUCGUCGCGUAUUCAAGUUUAACAAGGUCUUCGGUCCAACAGCCACUCAAGAGGAGGUAUUUUUAGACACCCAACCAUUGAUACGCUCUAUUCUUGAUGGAUACAAUGUUUGUAUCUUUGCAUAUGGUCAAACUGGUUCCGGAAAGACUCAUACAAUGACUGGGCCAGAUGGAGCAUCUAAAGAGCAUUGGGGGGUCAAUUACCGAGCUCUAAAUGAUCUCUUCAAUAUCUCUCAGAGUAGGAGAAGCUCCUUUAUAUAUGAAGUUGGUGUUCAAAUGGUUGAAAUAUAUAACGAACAAGUGCGUGAUUUACUUGCGAAUGACAACUCCCAGAAAAAACUUGGGAUUAAGAAUACUACUCAACCAAAUGGACUUGCCAUCCCUGAUGCAACCCUGCAUCCUGUCAACUCAACGGGAGAUGUCCUAGAUCUAAUGCGAAUUGGACUAAAUAAUAGGGCUGUAGGUGCCACUGCUAUGAAUGAAAGAAGCAGCCGAUCUCACAGUGUUGUCACUGUCCAUGUUCGUGGGGCGGAUUUGGCGACUGGUGCUACUUUGCGUGGCAAUCUUCAUUUAGUAGACCUUGCUGGAAGUGAAAGAGUAGAUCGCUCUGAGGUAACAGGAGAAAGGCUUCGUGAAGCACAGCAUAUUAACAAAUCAUUAUCUGCCCUUGGAGAUGUCAUAUUUGCCCUUGCUCAAAAGAGCCCUCAUGUACCAUACAGAAAUAGCAAACUUACUCAAGUCCUGCAAAGCUCUUUGGGUGGUCAGGCAAAGACUCUCAUGUUUGUACAGCUUAAUCCAGAUGCAGAUUCAUAUUCUGAGACUUUAAGUACCUUGAAGUUUGCAGAGAGAGUCUCAGGAGUUGAGCUAGGUGCUGCACGAAGUAGCAAGGAGGGCAGGGAUGUAAGGGAAUUGAUGGAGCAGGUAGCAUCACUUAAGGAUACAAUUGCAAAGAAAGAUGAGGAGAUAGAGCGGUUGCAACUGCUUAAAGAUGUCAGAACGGUGUCCCCCGCUGUCAAUGGUGAGAAGCGGGGCACCAGCUCACUUAGGCAUGGGCCUUCCUCUCCAAGCAGACGGUCCCUCAGUGUGGUUGCUGCACAACAAAGCCGGAGACUGUCAGGUGGGAAAGGCUCAGGACUUGAGAAAGCAGCAUCUGAUCAAGACAACUCCUCUGAGCACAGUGAUAAGCAUUCUGAAGCUGGUUCUCAGCAAUCUAUGGAUGACUUUAGGCACCAUAAGGAGUUUUUCCGUCAGUCAAAGCUUGCUGUGGCAGAUGCAGGACAAAAUUUUUCUGCAGAUGUUGAGCUCUUAGGGUUUGGAGAUGCGGUCUCUGAGGAGAGAUUAAGUGACAUAUCUGAUAGUGGCCUGUCCAUGGGAACUGAAACUGAUGGUUCAAUAUCAAGUGUUGUUGAGUUCAGUCUUUUCCCUGAAGGUGCAAAGCCAGCUGAGGGCACAGAGAAGUCAAAUCCAGACCCAUCCAAACUUCCUAAUCCGGCACAGAAACCAGUUCAAACAGGGUCAGUUCGACGGUCAUCAUCGAAGGAGACCUUGAAGGUGUCAACAAGUUCUAAAAAAAUCUCCACCAGUGGUAACCCCUCCACGGCCAAGUCCACCAAACGAUGGCAGUAAAAUUAGAAGGCAUUCCGACAGAAAAUUUUUCUUGUCAUCAUGGAUUUGAACCGAUUUUCCAACACCAUGUAGCUUGUAUUUUAUUCUACUGAGGUUUCUCGCCUCUCAUUCUUAUUUAUUGCCUGCCACAUUUUGUUGCUAUGUGGGCACCCUUGUAUUUGUGCAGGCUACAUGCCAACAUGUAAUAUAUUAGUUUUUCUCC
Molecule: messenger RNA, 3956 nt
Organism: Telopea speciosissima
Lineage: Eukaryota; Viridiplantae; Streptophyta; Magnoliopsida; Proteales; Proteaceae
Product: kinesin-like protein KIN-14C
Exons: 23
Coding region: 422-3754 (1110 amino acids)
Biological process (GO): microtubule-based movement
Molecular function (GO): ATP binding; microtubule motor activity; microtubule binding
Source: RefSeq, a predicted model, not a curated record